UAUAAUUGCCCUCAAAAAUGAACACAUGGCACUGAUCCAACCCCCCUUCAGGGCCUAUAUAAACGGAGCAUAAGAGCCGUUUAGCUUCUAACGUCCCAUCCGACGGUUUAGGCAGAGCUCCCGAAGAUCGAAGACUUGGAGGAUGUUGUCGUCUCUGGCCCUGGUUCUGCUGGUCACCCUGGCGGCGAGCGACGCGAUGAAGGACCCGGAGAGCCUCCAGAGCGAGAUGUUUCCUCCGAUUCACCCAAAUUGUACUCAGAGCCUCACAGACUACAUUCUGCUGAGACAAGAAGUUCAGCUGUCGAAGAUGGCCGCCGCUGAGGAGGUCAGGACUCAGCUGACGAGGGAGAACCUGCAGGUGCUGACGCAGGUCAGAGACGCCUUAUCCCAGGUCAGCGAAACUUUGACACAACGCAACCAGGUCAAUGGAAACUCCGUUGUAGAAACCCGAAGGACCUGCGACCCCCCCUUCACUCCCGUCGGCGCCUCGUGCCUGCUCCUGAGCCUGGGGCAGAAGGAGGACUGGGCUUCAGCGCGCCAGUUCUGCGUCGGGAAGGGGGCUGACUUGGCGCACUUCUCUGAUGCUGCAGGUUACGCUGCCAUUCUUGAUUACAUUAAUAAAAUCAACUCGCAGAAUGACAUGGUUGAUGUGUGGCUUGGUGGCACUGACGAGGCGCUGGAAGGGACGUGGCUGUGGGUAACGGGCGAACUCAUGCCCCGAGGAACACCGUUCUGGGGAUCUUCAGAUGGCUACGAGGCAGCGCCCGAUGGAGGAAGGUCUCAGAACUGCGCUGGCCUGUACAAACGCGAUCAAUAUUACAUGCAUGACUUCCGCUGCAACGGCUCUGCGGCUCCACUUUGCCAGAAAUGAGGACAAAAUAGCCACAGUAUACAUUCUGCCAUGACAUGCAUUGUGCCAUAGUCCUUUUCCAUAGAACAAUCCCUUUUUUAUGGUAUUAUCGAUAGCCUAUUUUUUUCGUUUUUUUCUCUUGUAGCUUUUGGAAAUAAUAAUCCUUGUCCUCUUAUGAAAUGUAAAUGAAUAUACAGCAUGUAAUAAAUCCCCGUGGCUUUUUUGUUUCGUUUCGUAAGGAAUUGCUGUAAGUUUAUGUUGUACUUGUAUAAGUUUUUUACCCGAAAAAUACACGCCUGGAGAGUAAUCUGCCUCAUAAUCUACCCGAAAAUAAAUAUGCACACGCGCGCACACACACUUUGAUCUGAUUAUUUUGUUUUUGUGUGUUGGUAUACAUUUGGUUCUGAUUCGUGGCAUCCUCCCCAGACAACGUGGCAAUAUGCGAGGUGUGGAUAAACGAGUGAGAAAUAGAGAAGCUUUAAACAUUUAUUUGUGAGAAAAUCUCGAAUUAGAUGAAAAAAUGCCACAAUGUUUACUGAUUUUCUUUCGUAUGGAGGUGAUGUGAUUGCUCCCCGUUAAUUUACUGUCUAGAAUGACAUCAAAGGAAUUGUACAAUG
Penaeus chinensis is the source of this 1467-nucleotide messenger RNA. RefSeq names its product tetranectin-like. The record is from RefSeq and is a predicted model, not a curated record. NCBI's taxonomy places the organism in Eukaryota, Metazoa, Arthropoda, Malacostraca, Decapoda, Penaeidae. The transcript has 6 exons. The coding region runs from base 143 to 871 and encodes 242 amino acids.